AGAGCGGCUGACAGCGGAGGGGGCGCGGGAGCCCCUCGCUCACCGCGGGCUGCAGCCACCGAAGCGGCUCGAGCCCUGGCACCUGCGCAGGGAGGGGGGCGCUGGCUCCGGACACGCGGGGUCCACGCUGCGGAGCCUUCCCGGGCGCUCUCGCCAUGCACCUGGACUCGGCUCGGGGGCCGGCGUCUCGCUGACGGGGGGCAGAGUUGCAUUUGUUCAUGCUUGCUGUGAGGGAUGUUGUUUUAGGAUUAGCACGCAGGAUGAAAGUAAAAGGCAGAGCUAAACCCUGCUUGCUGGAGUUUCUCUUCAGUGUCUGCCUGGCUACUCUUCCCAGCAGUAGUGCCUGCCCCCAGCGCUGUGCCUGCUACGUUCCCACUGAAGUACACUGUACAUUCCGGUACCUCAAAGCCAUCCCACCGCACAUCCCCCAAAACGUGGAGCGCAUCAAUUUAGGCUGACUGACUAAACCCAGAUCUGGAAUGAAAUGUUUGUUACAGUUACAACAGCUUGGUUAAACUGACCGAAACAGAUUUUUCUGGCCUGGAGAAAUUGGAGUUGUUGAUGUUGCACAGCAAUGAGAUCCAUACAAUCCCUAACAAGACAUUCACAGGUUUAAAAGCAUUACAGGUUUUAAAAAUGAGCUAUAAUAAAGUCAGAAUACUUCAGAAGGACACUUUCCAUGGCCUCAAGAGCUUGGUACGGUUGCAUAUGGACCACAAUCAAAUUGAAUUUGUGCACCCAGAAGUUUUCUAUCUUCUUACAUCCCUCAGGCUGGUACACCUGGAAGGAAAUUUACUUAAACAGCUUCAUCCAGACACUUUUGUCACCUUGCGCUAUAUCCAGAUAUUUAAAACAUCCUCCAUAAAGCAUAUAUACCUGUCUGACAACUUCUUAACUUCAUUACCACAAGAAAUGUUUUCCUACCUCCCUGAACUAGAGAGUAUAUACCUUCAUGGAAACCCCUGGUCCUGUGAUUGUAAUCUACAAUGGUUCGUAGACUGGGCAGAACAAUGGCCAGAUAUUAUAAAGUGCAAGAAAGACAGAAGUUCUUCAAGUGCCCAGCAAUGUCCAGUUUGUGCCAAUCCAAGACAUUCUAAAGGCAAACAUUUAGUUAACAUCUCAUCUGCAGCUUUAGCCUGUAGUAGGCCAAUCAUAGACCCCUCCCUGAAAUUGAAAAACAUCACUGUGCCAGAUGAAGGGAACUUCAUUUCCAUCUCUCCUGAAGAUUUUAUAGCUCCUAUUGGAACCAUAAUGUUGAAUAUAACAGACCAAACAGGAAAUCAAGCUGACUUAGUUUGCAAUGUUCAAAAACCCACAAAAAUGUCCCCAAUCUCCUUUGAUAAAGAUGGUUAUAAUACAGUCCUCAAAGUAUCAUUUUCAACAUUUCUGGUGUGUAGUAUUAAUUAUGAAUACAUUCAACAGCUAUGGAGCAUAUUGGCCCUAUACAGUGACUCUCCCCUGAAACUUGAAAGGAAUCUCUUACUGACCAAAGUGCCUUACACCAGUUACAAGUAUAAACAGAUGUACUCUGAAAAUGAAGAUGUUUUUACCAAUGUAGAGAGUGAAGUGAGAGCUGAACCUUCUUGGCUGCUCCAAGAUCAGGUGGCAUUAAAAUUAGACAGAAUGGCAACCACACUCAGCACACUACAUAUUCAAUAUGUAACUGAUGCUCAAAUUGUCUUGCCCCGUGGUGAUGAAAAACAGUUGAGACACAGCUGGGCCCUAAUUUCAAGAGAUAAUAAAACAAGAACAGAACACUCCAUUUUAGUGGGUAGAACCAUGGAACUGGACUGCCAGGCAUUGGGAGAGCCUUCUCCUACCAUUGAAUGGAUACUAGCCGAUGGGAGCAAAGUUAGAGCGCCAUAUAUUAGCGAAGAUGGGAGAAUUCUAAUUGCUAAAAGUGGAAAAUUCACACUACAGACAGCUGAUAGUUUUGACACUGGGGUUUAUCACUGCAUAGCUACAAAUUAUAACAGUGCAGAUGUCCUAACAUUUAGGAUCACAGUGAUUGAUCCUUCUGUGGAACAUGACCACAUUAAUGGGGCUCAGCUCUUGGCAUUCAUUGGUGACACACUCUACCUUCCCUGUCAGUCUGUUGGAGUUCCAGAUGCAUCUGUUAGUUGGAUCCUACCUGACCACACAGUUCUUCAUCAUUCUGUACAAAACAAAUAUAUUUUCCACAACAGUACACUAAAAAUACAAGAGAUGACAGAACGAGAUAGUGGCUAUUUUAGAUGUGUAGCAGCCAAUCAAUAUGGUAUUGAUUUUUUGAUUUUCCAAGUACUGGGUAAAGUGAAUGAGGCUGCUUCACAAGAACAAAUGACAGCCCCAGAAGAAAAUGAAGAGAGAGAUGGAUCUGGUCAUGAGGCUCUUCAAGCUGUUACAAAGCGUAAGUAUCCAUUAGCUAUUGUGCAGACUUCAGUAACAGUUAAAGCACCUACUGAUUCUGCAUCUAGAAAUCAACCAAUAUGGAAUAACUACAGAGAGAUGACUUACAGACACAAUGGAGACAAAAUAAACAGACGGUUUAGGGGACACAGAAGAAAAUUUACUUCCACAGCUAGGAGAAUUGACCCACAGCACUGGGCAGCAUUUUUGGAAAAAACAAAGAAGAAUUCCACUUUGCCAGAAAAGCAAGAAAACGCUGCAAUAAAAUCACCUACACCACCAGACCAUCUGUCCUCUAAGAUGUUUGGGAAUAAGGAAGAAACAUCUGGUGACCAUAUACCCCCAGAAGAGGAAUUUAUGACACUACCAUCUGAAACACCUACUAUACCUACUUUGAAAAAAGUUUCAGCAAUUGUUGUGACUGGAGAGCCUGAUGCUACAUCAAGAAAUACCAAGUCUAAAACAGCUUCUGUCAUAGUUACUGAGGCAGUAGCUACAACAGUUAGUCCCUGGAUUAUGCAGUCUAUAAGAUCCAAGACCAAACCUGCAAUCACAAGACCAAACUCACUAGAAACUUCUGAAUUAAAUCAAACAUCAUUAACUAUUAUACAGCCAUUAACAUCAUCUAGUUUAGUGAACAGUACAGCAAAAGACUUUAAUGCUGAACACAGAUUGGUAUCUUUUGGGCAAAGUAAUCAGUAUUUACAAGUCAGAUCUACAACACCAACAAUCACCAACCUUGUAACCUCCCAGAACACAGUUGAAAAACCCAAUUUAUUUACUGAUUCUAUUUAUAAGACUUCAACUAAAUCAAAUAAUCAGUUUUCUAUGGUGACAGCCAGUGAGCCAAACAAUGAAUUUGGUCACCUUUAUUUUCACAGUACUCAAAAAGUAACAACUCCUAAAUUACAACCAUGGUCAACUAAUAUUACUCAUCAACAGAUUCAGAUAAUUAGAGAUGCCACAACUAAUACACCACAGUCAAGACAAAGAUUUGGAAGACGAAGGAAAAUUUCUGGUAGGAGACGAAUUGUUAGACCAGAUCGAAUUCCAGUUAUCAGAGGUCAUAGGUAUAAUUUUGUGAGACAAGAAUCCAAUAGAGAAAGUACAACUCUGCUUUCAGCUAUAGAGCUAUACACAAAAUGUCUAUCAUGUUUUCAUCUCACAACACCUUCCCAAAGUUCUCUUGAUCUGCUUAGCCCCAAAACACAUAUAGCCCCAUCUUUGAAAGCAGUUAUACCAGAACUCACAUCCCAGCAGCCUACAAGUCAAACCACAGCAUUCCUGGAUGAAGAGAAAAACAGACCCACUGCAGAAGGAGAAAAAAGAAUUCCCACAGUCGUGCCUUUCUAUCAUGAAAACACACAGGGUACCCUGCAAAGAGAACAAGAGGCCAAUGCACCAUUGCAAACAUACACUGACAGAAUCCUAUCUUUUAGUGUCGGACUCCCUGCAACCGCAAAACAGACCCCUAAUGUAUCUAUGGAAAUUACAACUUCUUCAGAUAGCAAGACACCCUCAGAUGUUAAAUCUGUUUCCCCAACCACUGAAACUUCUUCCAGAAAUUUAAGAGGAAAAAAUCCUUGGCACCAUCUCUUUGGAAAGACACACAUUCAAAAGAAGAAGUUACCCAGAAGACAAACAAGUACAGUGCCACCAACAGCAAUACCCAUCAUGCUUCCUAAAACUACUGCCACACUAUCCAAGGAUAGAGUUUCUCCUUUACAUUUAACAACUAUAUCAGUGAAAGUGAAUCAAGCUGCUGACCUCUUAUCCCUAGCUAAGCCUAUCAAUCAUGACAACAGUAUGUCAGAGAAAUUUACUCCCAGCCUCUCUUUUACGACUACAAAACUGCCAUCUCCAGCCUAUUUUUCUAAACAAGUAACUGUUAUAAACAAAGAAAUGAAUGCAACAAAAACAGUACCAUCAUUUAGAUAUGUUACUCACACUGAAACUAAAAUGACUAAAAUCAAAGCAUUCAGACCUGGAAGGAAGAGAGAGCAAAGAAGGAAAAAGCCGCAGAAGAUUAUGACUUCACAAAGCACUACUACUACAAGCAGUAGCACCACCACUGCUAUGUCAGCAAAUACAGGCUUGUACAUCAUGACAACUGCUAAGUCUUUAACUAAGCCCACCAUCCCCAUGCCCACUGAAUCUCUUUAUGAGAGCACAAGUUCAAUCCCAAUUGCAACUGUGCCUCAGCCGCAGAUUCUUAGCACAAAAGAUGUAUCUAAAGGUUCACCUGCAACAGCAACACAAACACCACCACAAGCAUUAACAAGAAUUACAACAGUUGAGAACGCUCAACAUGUUGAGCUACCAUCUGAUGUUCUCAUAACAGAAAAACUGGCCAUUGCAAUCCCAGCUGUGCCACCUUAUUUGAAGCCUUUCAAAACCACAACAAUAUUACCUGCCCCAUCCUUUGUAACAUCUGAAUCAGUGUCUGUUCAACCAACGAAAACUAUCACCAUGGUAAGUGAAAAACCACAUCAGAAAGUGGGACAGAAAGUUAUUCAGCAGAAAUACACAGCAAAGGCAACAUUUCCUGACAGAGCUGAGCUCAGGACCAAAUCUCCUGCUGUAACUACCUAUGUGAUCAAACCCAGCAUACAUCAUUCUACUCCAUUAGCAUCUCAAACAACAGAGACACCCCGCACAAGUACCUUGCAAAUGACCUUAUCUCCCCUGUGGGAAAACAAGUUUUGGCAUAAACUAUCUCCUGAAGUUUCAGAAAUAGGCAAAACAUUAACAGCAAAUACUCUGACUAUAUUAAAAUCACCACAGAGCUCCUCUCCGUCUACUCCUGCAUGGGGAAAGGACAAGGACAAUUCUGUCAAAAGCUGGUCAGACAAGACUGCAGAUCAAGAAAAGAACAAUAAUCGCAUAGCCCUGGACUCCUUAUAUAGAAAUAGAUUGGAAAAGCCUAGAAUAGUUGGAGGAAAACUGGCUGCUUUUACCGUCUUGGCUAAUUCAGAUGCCUUCAUCCCUUGUGAAGCAACUGGUAAUCCCCUUCCCACGAUUCACUGGACUAAAGUGUCAUCAGGGAUUGAUGUGUCAAAAAGCAAGCGUGACAACAGGUUUGAAGUAUUUGCUAAUGGAACCCUCUCCAUCCAGAAUGUGAACAUUCAGGACCGCGGACAGUACCUGUGUAUUGCAGCCAACCAGCAUGGCUCAGAUCGGCUCCUGGUCACUUUGUCUGUGGUGGCAUAUCCCCCGAGGAUCCUAGAGGGCAGGUCAAAAGUGAUCACCAUUCAUUCUGGAAAGCCUGUGGCUGUGAAGUGUAGAGCUGAAGGUAGGCCCAACCCUACUAUUUCAUGGAUUCUAGCAAACAAAACACAUGUCUCAGAAUCUUCUCCAGGAAGCAAGCAAGCAUCUGUGCAACCAGAUGGCACUUUAAUAAUCAAGGCAGCUACUGUUUACGACCGAGGACUUUACACGUGCAUGGCUAGUAAUCCAGCUGGUGCCGAUACGCUGACAGUAAAACUACAGGUGAUUGUGGCACCUCCCAUUAUUUUGGAAGAGAAGAGACAACACAUUGCUGGAAUUAUGGGUGAAAGUUUGAAACUCCCCUGCACAGCAAAAGGAAACCCUCAUCCCAGUGUUCACUGGGUCCUCUUUGAUGGAACAGUAGUGAAGCCUUUGCAUUUUGUAAAUGCCAAGCUGUUCCUGUUUUCCAAUGGAACCCUCUACAUAAGAAACAUAGCUCCUUCGGACAGUGGUAAUUAUGAAUGCAUAGCUACCAGCUCCACUGGGUCAGAGAGAAGGGUGGUAAAUCUCACAGUGGAGCAGAGAGAUACAAUUCCCAGAAUAGCAACUACAUCUCUGAAAAUGACUCAGUUGAAUUUUGGGGACAGGUUGCUUCUGAACUGUUCAGCUACUGGGGAGCCAAAGCCAAGAAUAAUCUGGAGGUUGCCUUCCAAAGCAGUUGUUGACCAAUGGCACAGAAUGGGCAGUCGAAUCCAUGUUUAUCCUAAUGGAUCCUUGUUUAUUGAGGCAGUCACAGAAAAGGAUGCAGGUGACUAUUUAUGUGUAGCAAGAAAUCGAAUUGGAGAUGACCUGAUACUGAUGAAAGUCAGUGUGACAAUGAAACCAGCAAAGAUUGACCAAAAACAGUAUUUUAAAAAACAGGUACCAUAUGGGAAGGACUUCAAGAUGGACUGCAAAGCCUCUGGGUCACCUGAGCCAGAGAUCUCCUGGAGCUUGCCAGAUGGCACCAUGAUUAAUAACGUGAUGCAAGCUGAUGACAGCGGACACAGGUCUCAGAAGUACAUUCUUUUUGACAAUGGAACUCUGUAUUUCAACAAGGUUGGAAAAGCUGAAGAGGGAGAUUACACCUGUUACGCUCAAAACACACUGGGAAAAGAUGAAAUGAAGGUACACAUUACAGUUAUAGCAGCUGCACCUCGUAUAAUGCAAAAUUACAAGACACAUGCUAAGGUAAAAGCUGGGGAUAAUGCAGUGUUUGACUGCGAGGUUGUUGGCGAACCCAAGCCAAAAAUAUUUUGGUUGCUACCUUCCAGUGACCUGAUUUCAGCUUCAACUGACAGAUAUUUACUGCAUAUUAAUGGUUCGCUGUCAGUCAGUAAAGUGAAACUAUUGGAUGCUGGGGAGUAUGUAUGUGUUGCCCGUAAUCUUGGAGGGGAUGACACAAAACUUUAUAAACUGGAUGUUGUUUCUAAACCACCCCUGAUAAAUGGUUUAUAUACGAACAAAACUGUCAUUAAAACAACAGCAAUAAGGCACUCAAAAAAGCAAAUAGAUUGCAUGGCAGAAGGGACACCUUCCCCUCAAAUUAUGUGGAUAAUGCCUGACAAUAUUUUCCUAACAGCUCCAUACUAUGGGAGCCGAAUAACAGUACACAAAAAUGGGACCCUUGAAAUUAGGAAUGUAAGGCCUUCAGACACAGCAGAUUUUAUAUGUGUGGUACGUAACGAUGGAGGAGAAAGCAUAUUGGUAGUGCAGUUGGAGGUAUUAGAAAUGCUAAGACGACCAAUGUUCAAAAAUCCAUUCAAUGAAAAAAUAAUAGCAAAAGCAGGAAAAACCAUCAUAUUAAAUUGUUCAGUGGAUGGAAAUCCACCUCCUGAUAUCAUUUGGAUAUUACCCAAUGGCACACGAAUUUCCAGUGGAGCCAGAAUUUCCCAGCAUCGCAUCGGCAGUAAUGGUACCCUCAUCAUUUCUGAUCCUUCCAGAGAUGAUGCAGGGAGGUAUCGCUGUGCAGCUAGGAAUAAAGUGGGCUACAUUGAAAAGCUGAUCAUCCUAGAAGUUGUCCAGAAGCCCAUUAUUCUUACUAAUUCAAGAGGACUAAUAAAGAGAAUCACUGGGGAAUCAUUAUCCCUCCAUUGUCUCUCUGAUGGAAGCCCGAAGCCAAACAUUAUAUGGACAGUACCAAGUGGUUUUGUGCUAGAUCGGCCUCAGAUUACUGGGAAAUACAUAUUACUUGAAAAUGGUACUUUAGUUAUCCAAGAAGCAACGAUUCAUGACAGAGGAAACUACAUGUGCAAGGCUCAGAACAAUGCUGGAGAGUCAUCUAUAACUGUUCCUGUAGUGACUUUAGCUUAUCCCCCACGGAUUACAAAUAGACCACCACAGAGCAUACGCACUAUGACUGGAGCAGCAGUUCAGCUCCACUGUAUGGCACUGGGAAUACCAAAACCAGAAAUCACAUGGGAGCUGCCUGACCACUCUGUGCUUUCCCCAACUAGUAAAAGCAGAUCAUCUGGAAGUGAACUACUUCAUCCCCAAGGGACAUUAGUCAUUCAAAAUCCAAAAUCUUCAGAUUCUGGCAUGUACAAGUGCACAGCUCAGAAUCAGUUUGGCAGCGAUUUCACAACAACAUAUAUUCAAGUUGUUUGAAAUGAGAAAUACAGACUGAACAAUUAUUAAAAGUCUCCAUCUGAACUGAGUUUAUUUGUGGAAGAAAUUUAAUCAAAAGCAGCCAUGAAGCAUGUAGGUAAAUCCAAAUACAUUUAUAAUAAUCAAUGUACAAUGCUGAACACACACAGAGAACACAUUUGGGGAAAAAAAAUUGCAUUGUGAACUAGCAUGAAUUUACUCAGUGACCAAAAUAGAAGUCAAUUAAAAAAUAAUAAGGCACUUUUUUAGUCAUAAGUGAACUACUUGCUAAAAAUGUAUCUGAAAAAUCUUCAGUAAAGAAUGGACUUUUUUAUAUUAGUUUCUUAUUGUCCCUCUUGUAUCACUAUAAUAAGCAUGGCAAGCACAAUGCAAAAAUAUUUAAGAACAAAAAAGAGGAAAGUUUAUUGUGAUUUAAAUUGCCUGAUAUGUAUGAAUAUUUUGUAGUUAUUUUAUAAAUAUUUCACAAAAAAUAAGAGUUUUGCUAUUUUUAAUAAUAUGACUUUCUAUUCUUUUACAAUGGAGCUCUUUUCCCAGGGCAGUAGGAGAAAUACAAAAUGAUUUACUAAUGUUCUCUAAAUGGACAAUACGGUUCCUAUUCAUCUUUGUUUAAAAAUUACAAAGCAAUAAAACAUGCUUAUGAAAACACUCAA
Messenger RNA from Pelodiscus sinensis (Chinese soft-shelled turtle), 8891 nucleotides. It is a transcript of the gene IGSF10, whose product is annotated as immunoglobulin superfamily member 10. NCBI's taxonomy places the organism in Eukaryota, Metazoa, Chordata, Testudines, Trionychidae. Gene Ontology annotation, molecular function: protein binding. The record is from RefSeq and is a predicted model, not a curated record.